UAUAUAUGAUGGCAAUAAGUUCGUUAGGAAGCUGAAAGCUUCAAUCUAUUUCAGUUUCACCACUGUUGACGAAGAACAUCUCUUCUCCCAGUUUCUGCGAUGGAAGUUGUACAAUCGGACCCAGCCCAGGAUCCGGAAACCCGGUACGUUCGACGUUGCUGCUCGUGUUUCCCCACCUUCCGAUCAAGAAGCUCCGCAUACUCCUCCUGGGGAAGAAUUCGGAGCGUUGAUGAUAAUCACAGCGUUGACGAUCCAGCGUGGUGGAAACGGGCGGCUCUUAAGAUCCGAGAGUGGUCUGAAAUCGUAGCUGGUCCACGUUGGAAGACUUUCAUUCGCCGAUUCAACCGCGAUCCACGUCGCGGCCGCGAUUGGGACGCCAGCGAGAAGUUUCAGUACGAUCCUUUGAGUUACUCUUUAAAUUUCGACGACGACGACGAGGACGACGAGUACGUCGGUUUGGGUGGAUUCCGAAGCUUCUCCACUCGCUACGCUUCCGUUCCGGUCUCCUCAGGAAAAUCUCUGGCGGUUCCGCCGCGUAACGAGGUAUCGAAGAGUUAGUGGGCGCGUGUACGAAACGCGUUUGCGUUACUGGCGGCGGCGACGGAAAGGCUGUCAUGUUCGUUGACUGUCGCGUUAAUUGCGUUUCCUUUAAUUCUGUUUAUAAUAAUUAAAAAUACGAUCAACGUUGAAUUAUUUACUUUUCAUCUUCGAAUUAAUUUUUUCCAGACGUUUUGUUUUGUUUCUUUUUUUGGGGAUACUGAAUUUGAAACGGUUGAUGCAAUGAGGUAAAUUAGCUGUGU
Messenger RNA from Brassica napus (rape), 800 nucleotides. RefSeq lists its product as uncharacterized. The record is from RefSeq and is a predicted model, not a curated record. NCBI's taxonomy places the organism in Eukaryota, Viridiplantae, Streptophyta, Magnoliopsida, Brassicales, Brassicaceae. Bases 100 to 558 code for a protein of 152 amino acids. The transcript has a single exon.